AUGGAAAUAAUCCGGAGUAAUUUUAAGAGUAAUCUUCCCAAAGUGUGCCAGGCCAUAGAGGAGGCUGACUUCUUCGCCAUCGAUGGGGAGUUCUCAGAUCUGUUUUGUUUGUUACUGUUUCAGAGCUCCAGCAUUGACUUUCUAGCCAGCCAGGGGUUUGACUUCAACAAGGUUUUUCGCAACGGAAUUCCAUAUUUAAAUCAGGAGGAAGAAAGACAGUUACGAGAACAGUAUGAUGAGAAACGCUUACAGUCCAACGGUGCAGGAGUUCUGUCUUACGUGUCUCCCAACACUUCAAAGUGCCCUGUGGUCGUCCCUGAGGAUCAGAAGAAGUUUAUUGACCAAGUGGUAGAGAAAAUAGAAGAUUUAUUACAAAGUGACGGAAGCCAGAACUUGGAUUUAGAGCCGUGUACCGGGUUCCAAAGAAAACUGAUUUAUCAGACUCUGAGCUGGAAGUAUCCCAAAGGCAUUCACGUUGAGACGUUAGAGACUGAAAAGAAAGAACGGUACAUCGUCAUCAGCAAAGUAGAUGAAGAGGAACGCCAAAGAAGAGAACAGCAGAAGCAUGCGAGAGAGCAGGAUAUCAUUACCAACACAUCCCUUGCAGAACUGGAAAAGCGGUUAAAAGAGACACCUUUCAACCCCCCAGAAGUUGAAAGCGCAGAAGACUUUCCCAGUUACGACACGGCUUCCGAGCAGCUGCACGAGGCGGGCUAUGACGCGUACAUCACAGGCCUGUGCUUCAUCUCCAUGGCCAACUACCUAGGUUCUUUCCUCAGUCCUCCAAAAAGUCACGUGUCGGCCAGAUCCAAACUCAUCGAACCUUUUUAUAACAAGUUGUUUCUUAUGAGAGUCAUGGAUAUCCCCUAUCUAAACUUGGAAGGACCAGACUUGCAGCCUAAGCGAGAUCAUGUUCUCCAUGUGACCUUCCCCAAAGAAUGGAAAACCAGCGACCUAUACCAGCUCUUCAGUGCCUUUGGUAACAUUCAGAUAUCCUGGAUCGAUGACACCUCAGCUUUUGUUUCUCUCAGCCAGCCGGAACAAGUACAGAUUGCUGUCAAUACCAGCAGAUACGCAGAAAGCUAUCGGAUCCAGACCUACGCUGAGUAUGUGGGGAAGAGACGUGAGGAGAAGCAGGUCAAGAGGAAGUGGACUGAAGAUGGUCGGAAGGAGGUGGAGAGGAAGCGGCUGGACACUCAGUGCGUUUCCUAUGCUGUGCAGAACCACUGUCCCCGCGCCAACAGUUUGACAGCUACCACCGCAGGAGGAAAGAGAAACCUGAGCCCUAGUCUAGAAGCAGCCGGCUUAGAGGACAGGGUGUCGGGGGAAAUGUCCGACGCCGAGCUCGAGAAGACAGAUUUCUGUGCAGAAACUCUCUCAGAGGGAAGGAGAAGGGCCAAGAAAUUAAAAAGAAUGAAGAAGGAGCUUUCCCCGGCAGGUCAGCACUGGAUCUUCUGA
Molecule: messenger RNA, 1458 nt
Organism: Orycteropus afer afer
Lineage: Eukaryota; Metazoa; Chordata; Mammalia; Tubulidentata; Orycteropodidae
Gene: PARN
Product: poly(A)-specific ribonuclease
Exons: 16
Coding region: 1-1458 (485 amino acids)
Biological process (GO): nuclear-transcribed mRNA poly(A) tail shortening
Cellular component (GO): nucleus; cytoplasm
Molecular function (GO): metal ion binding; RNA binding; poly(A)-specific ribonuclease activity
Source: RefSeq, a predicted model, not a curated record